AUGGCCUGGACUCCUCUGCUCCUCGCGCUCCUCUCUCACUGCACAGGGUCCCUCUCCCAGCCUGUGCUGACUCAGCCGCCCUCCCUCUCCGCAUCUCUGGGAACCACAGCCAGACUCACCUGCACCCUGAGCAGUGGCUUCAGUGUUGGUGGUUACUGGAUAGCCUGGUACCAGCAGAAGCCAGGGAGCCCUCCCUGGUUACUCCUGGAAUAUUAUUCAGACUCAGAUAAGAACCAGGGCUCCGGCCGCUUCUCUGGAUCCAAAGAUGCUUCGGCCAAUGCAGGGCUCCUGCUCAUCUCGGGGCUGCAGCCUGAGGACGAGGCUGACUAUUACUGUGCUACAUACCAUGGCAGUGGGAGCAGCCUUCAUUACUCACAGUGUCUCAGAUGA
Molecule: messenger RNA, 390 nt
Organism: Myotis brandtii (Brandt's bat)
Lineage: Eukaryota; Metazoa; Chordata; Mammalia; Chiroptera; Vespertilionidae
Product: immunoglobulin iota chain
Exons: 2
Coding region: 1-390 (129 amino acids)
Biological process (GO): immune response; immunoglobulin production
Source: RefSeq, a predicted model, not a curated record